AUGAAUAAGGAGGAGGAGAACGAUAAAUCAAGGUUGAAUCUCACAACAGCUUCUUCUUACUCUCUACCUGUCUGUCUGUCUGUGUUAAAUGAACUAUUAUUGUCUGUUUGUCUGUCUGUCUGUCUGUCUGUCUGUUUAAUAGGAAUGAAAAAUAUUUAUAUUAUUGAUGGAUGGAUGGAGGGAUGGAUGGAUUGA
Messenger RNA from Cavenderia fasciculata, 195 nucleotides. RefSeq lists its product as uncharacterized. Bases 1 to 195 code for a protein of 64 amino acids. The record is from RefSeq and is a predicted model, not a curated record. NCBI's taxonomy places the organism in Eukaryota, Evosea, Eumycetozoa, Acytosteliales, Cavenderiaceae. The transcript is spliced from 3 exons.